AUGGCAGGUAGAUUACUAACCAACGAAUCUGCUAGUAUUUAUGAGGAUUUUCAACCCCAAGUUGAACGAAAGGAAGAGCAAGGAGCAAAUAUUCUACUUAUUCAUCUUCCGGGUUUUCCAAAGGAGCAAAUUAGAAUCACCUACGUUGAAUCCUACCGCACGAUUAAAGUGCAGGGAGAACGAGCACUUGAGAAGAACAGACGAAGCCGUUUGAAUCAAAGCUUCCCUGUUCCACAAAAUUGUAUCAUAGAAAAAAUUCUGGGUAGUUUCAGAAAUGGUGUUCUUACAGUCACAAUGCCUAAACAGACAAUUGCCCAUGUCGGUUCUAUAAAAGAUGCAAAUACCACCAAAGAAACUACACCUUCAAAAGCCAUGAGCCCGCAAAAGCCCAUGAAGGACCAAAAUAAAACUACUACUAUGCUCAAAGCUGCAGCUUCAACAUCUGGUGUUGAAAAAGAAAGAGACAAAAAAUUACUGCCUCCACAAACCCCUCAAAAAGCCAUAACUGAGCCUAAAGCACCAACGGAAAUGGGUCCUCAACAAAAUGCUACUCCAAAAGCCGCACAGACUAAUGGGAACAAGGUUGAUGCUUUGCUGCCAUUAAAGCAACAGGAAGAAACACAAAAGAAAGCUGCUCCCAUUGCAACUACCGCAAAGCAAACCGAAGAAAAGACUGGUGCGGGCUCUACCUCUACAGCUGAAAUUGUUGAGAAAAAGGAUGAAAGCAAAGUGGUUAAAGAAAAGGAAAGCGGAAAGACUAAAGAUUCCACCAUGUACGAAAUCAAUAUUCCGAAGAUUUUGGAGAAGGGAAAGAACGAUGAUAAAGCUGGUGGUCCCGUAGAAGAGAAGCCAAAGGAGCGUGGUAGCAGCUUCCUGGAAAAAGCCAAAGAAAUGAAAGUUAUGGACACCAUAAUGAAGACUGCAAAGAGACUUGCCACGGACGAUUAUGAAGAUCGGAUGUUGCUGAUUAAUAUAGGGGUGUCUGUUUUGGUGAUUGCAGCACUUGGGGCUUAUAUCACCUACAGCUAUCGAUCAUCUGGAAAAGCCAAAGACUAGUGCUUCGUAAAAGAAAAAAAAG
Durio zibethinus is the source of this 1078-nucleotide messenger RNA. RefSeq lists its product as uncharacterized. Lineage: Eukaryota; Viridiplantae; Streptophyta; Magnoliopsida; Malvales; Malvaceae. The record is from RefSeq and is a predicted model, not a curated record. Gene Ontology annotation, biological process: cellular response to heat.